AUGGAGGGAAGUGAAGAUAUAUCAUUGGAAACGCUGCCGAUAAUUAGUCAAUUUGAAUGUAAAGAGCUGCUAGGAUCAGGUGUUUUUGGUAAAGUUUAUUUAUCAAAGGACCCUGCUACAGAGAGCAAGUGCGCUGUAAAAGUUCAACCUUUAGAUGGCCGAUAUGACAAGUUAAUUCUGAAAGAAUAUAGUGUACUCAAAGAUUUAUGCUUACAUCCGAAUUUACCAGAAUUCUAUGGAGCUUAUAAAACAGAAGAUGAACCCGUAAAAAUUCUUUUCUUUAUGGAGGUUUGUGAAGGUGGACCCGUGAUCGACAUUGUCCGAGCUUUGAUCCAUGCAAAUCGACGAAUGUUCGAAGAGCACAUAGCUUUUAUUCUGAAAGAAAUCAUCAGAGCGCUAACUUAUUUACAUGGUCAUUUAUUGGCACAUGGCGAUAUAAAAGGAAAUAACAUUCUUUUAACUACCAGAGGAGAAGUUAAACUCAUAGAUUUCAAUCUAUCUCGAUGUUCAGUAAGAGAUCGCGGAAGCAUUGAGAAAUUGAGGCAAGGUUCACCUUGUUGGAUGGCUCCAGAGAUAAUAUCAGGAGAUCAAAGUUUUCACGGUAGCCGAGCAGACGUGUGGUCCUUGGCCAUCACUGCUAUUGAAAUGGGUGAUGGCUCGGCGCCCUAUGAGGAUAUGCAUCCAACAAGGGCAUUAUUUCAUAUCGAAAAAAAUCCCCCACCUGGAUUAUACAGGCCCCAUCUGUGGUCAAAUACUUUCAACGAUUUCAUAAAUGAAUGUUUAGUCAAAAAUCCAGAACACCGACCUUUAAUGAUGGAGGUCGUAGCUCAUCCGUUUAUAACUCAACUUCCAGAACGUGAUUAUCAUUUAAAUUUGGAACUUUCGAAGCUAGUAGAAGAUUUUCGUAGCACAAGGAAGCUUUAUAAAAAAACAGAAAUAUUUCUUGAUAACUUGGAAAUUAAAUGUAGCAACGAUACUUCACCGCAGAAAUUACUUAUAGAAGAUUUAUCGACUAUGGAUAAUAUUACAGAAGAAAAUAUUUUAAAUCUUUUACAUGAUAGAUUUGAUAAAGGGCUAAUAUAUACAUUUAUUGGAGAUAUAUUGCUUGCCUUAAAUCCCGAUGAAGACUGCGAACAUUUAUUUACUGAUGAGCACCAUGCAAAAUAUAAUAAAUCAAAAUCAGAUCAUGCUCCACAUGUUUUUGCUGUGGCUGAUGGAGCUUACCAGAAUAUGUUGCAUUAUAAAGAAGGUCAACGGAUUUUACUGUUUGGUGAAACUUGUUCGGGAAAAAGUGUGAACGCUGCCAAAAUUAUAAAACAUUUAUCAAAUAUCUUUAUAAUUGUGAAACUUGGUGAAACUGACAGAAAUAUGGGUGACCUUAUAAAUUCAUCACUAGAAGUUUUAACAUUUCUGACCCAAGCCAAAACACAAUUUAAUGACCAUUCUACCAGAUGUGUGCUCCAAACAAUUCUAACGUACAGUUCAACUGGAAAUAUUAGCGGAGUAGUGUAUUCAAUAUAUCAACUAGAAAAAUGGAGAGCUAUUCAAUUAAAUGGAUCUAAUAAAAGCUAUGAACAAUUGAAUAUAAUUUGGAACGUUCUCGCGGCUAUAAUUAUAAUCAAUGAUAUGUCUUUUGACAAUAAUGACAAUGAAUUGUACACCACAGAAGCUAUCAAGAAGAUUUCAGAAAAUCUUCAUGUUGAUGAAUUUAUGUUUGGACAAGUUUUAUUAAAUACUUAUGUUGUUGAAAAUGAGACAAAAAUGGAAUGCAAGCGAACAUGUGAAGAAACCAAGGACAUUUUUAAUAUAUUGGCCAUAACAUUAUAUUCGAGAUUGGUCGUGAUCACCAAUGCUAUUAACAAUAAAUUUUCAUUCCAUCGUACUUUGUAUGGCGAUUCGUUAUCUAUAUCCAUUUUGGACAUGUUUGGCUUCGAAUCUUAUACGACAAAUUCUUAUGAACAGUUUGCUGUAAAUUGUAUCAAUGAACAGAUGCAAUCUUUAUAA
Ctenocephalides felis (cat flea) is the source of this 2004-nucleotide messenger RNA. Its product is annotated as neither inactivation nor afterpotential protein C-like. Gene Ontology annotation, molecular function: ATP binding; protein kinase activity; cytoskeletal motor activity. Gene Ontology annotation, biological process: protein phosphorylation. The record is from RefSeq and is a predicted model, not a curated record. Gene Ontology annotation, cellular component: myosin complex. Lineage: Eukaryota; Metazoa; Arthropoda; Insecta; Siphonaptera; Pulicidae.